Molecule: messenger RNA, 567 nt
Organism: Procambarus clarkii (red swamp crayfish)
Lineage: Eukaryota; Metazoa; Arthropoda; Malacostraca; Decapoda; Cambaridae
Source: RefSeq, a predicted model, not a curated record
AUGUUAUACCAGCGCAUCCCUCCCUCCCACCCUCCCUCAGGGCCAACUCAGUACCCUAGGGCUCAGUCCCAUGCAAACAAGCCAACCUCCACCCGAAGGUUCAGUCCAAUGCAAGCAUGCCAGCCCUCACCCGAAGGCUCAGUCCUAUGCAAGCAUGCCAUCCCUCACCCGAAGGCUCAGUCCUAUGCAAGCAUGCCAACCCUCACCCGAAGGCUCAGUCCUAUGCAAGCAUGCCAACCCUCACCCGAAGGCUCAGUCCUAUGCAAGCAUGCCAGCCCUCACCCGAAGGCUCAGUCCUAUGCAAGCAUGCCAAGCCCUCACCCGAAGGCUCAGUCCAAUGCAAGCAUGCCAACCCUCACCCGAAGGCUCAGUCCUAUGCAAGCAUGCCAGCCCUCACCCGAAGGCUCAGUCCUAUGCAAGCAUGCAACCCUCACCCGAAGGCUCAGUCCUAUGCAAGCAUGCAACCCUCACCCGAAGGCUCAGUCCUAUGCAAGCAUGCCAACCUUUUACCGAAGCCUCAGUCCCAUGGAAGCAUGCCAACCUCCACCCGAAGCCUCAGUCCCAUAG